Messenger RNA from Juglans microcarpa x Juglans regia, 637 nucleotides. RefSeq lists its product as uncharacterized. Lineage: Eukaryota; Viridiplantae; Streptophyta; Magnoliopsida; Fagales; Juglandaceae. The coding region runs from base 173 to 523 and encodes 116 amino acids. The record is from RefSeq and is a predicted model, not a curated record. The transcript has 4 exons.
ACUCGUUCCCAGGGACCAUUUAUAAUCCCUAUCCGAUAAUUCUAUACACCUAGCACACUGCUUCAUUUUCAGGCGCUCUCGCUCUCUCCACUUGAAUCUGCAAUCGCUUGGUAGGGGAAUCUUUUUCUUAGUUUCGGAUCUGUUCGAGAUUUCUGAAAAUAGUCAAAUUGCAAUGGCGAUGAGGAUGGCUGCAAGAUUUGUAUCUCGGAGGUUCUCAAGUGGUGGAAAAAUUCUUAGCGAGGAGGAAAAAGCUGCAGAAAAUGUUUACAUUAAGAAACUUGAGCAAGAGAAGCUGGAAAAGCUUGCCAGGAAGGGCCCAAAACCAGAAGAAAAACCUGCCACAAGUUCAGGAGGAGGAUCAGUCACUGAUGCCAAACCUACCAGCUCUUCCUCAUCCUCAACAUCUGGAGUAUCAAAUGACAAGUACCGGAACUAUGCAGUUUUAGCUGGAACUAUCACUAUUCUUGCUUCUGUUGGAUGGUACCUCAAAGGUAGUGAAAAGAAGCCCGAAGUCCAGGACUGAGAGAGGUUAAUGUGCUUUCUUUUAAUAUGAACAGUCAAAAAGAGUUGACAGAGGAAGAAGUAUUACUUUUACUCUUCUAAAUCAUUUGUUUCAGUCAAAUAAAAUACAUCACUU